Molecule: messenger RNA, 1468 nt
Organism: Helianthus annuus (common sunflower)
Lineage: Eukaryota; Viridiplantae; Streptophyta; Magnoliopsida; Asterales; Asteraceae
Product: two-pore potassium channel 1
Exons: 3
Coding region: 286-1350 (354 amino acids)
Biological process (GO): potassium ion transmembrane transport; stabilization of membrane potential
Cellular component (GO): plant-type vacuole membrane
Molecular function (GO): potassium ion leak channel activity
Source: RefSeq, a predicted model, not a curated record
UUUUUUAUUUUUUUAUCAAGGACGUUCAAAUUUUCAAUGACCCAUCCCUUUUUAUAUUUAGAUAAUAAAUAAAUAUAUAAUUUUUAAAUAAUAAAAUCACAAUCUAAAGUAUGAACACCAUAUACUUCCAAUUUUACCAGAUUAGUUGCAGGGUUGCUAUAAUUCCAACCAGUGGACAUAAUUCACCGGCAAAACUCAUAUUCACACGUUAAUCUCGUUCGGCAGAUCAUCCGAUCAAUCAUAGAAUCCAUAUCUACUAAAAAGUUUUUGUUUUGAAGCUGUGAAAUGGCUUGUGAAGGCGGAAAAGAACCGUUACUGACCGAACAACAUGAGGUUCAGGAGCCCAAACCUCAGGAUGACUGUAUGGUGUCAACCAAAAGCAAAAAACUAAGACGAUGCAGAAGCGCGCCCAUGGUGGAGGAACCCGUUCUUCAAGAAUCCAACCUCAACCAGUUUCUUGAAGCCCCGAAAUCGAUCUUUGAUCAAGUCAAUCCACAUUUUCAAAGGGUAGCCACCUAUUUGUUAAUCUACUUAAGCAUAAGUACAGUUUGCUUUUACCUCGUUCGAAACGAGAUUUCUGGAGAGAAAACGUAUGGCAUUCUGGACUCGAUCUAUUUCUGUAUUGUAACGAUGACGACGGUGGGGUAUGGAGAUCUUAUACCGAAUAGUGCUGCAACAAAACUACUCGCGUGUGCUUUCGUUUUCUCGGGUAUGGUUCUCGUUGGAUUCUUUCUGAGUCGGGCCGCAGACUGUCUGGUCGAAAAUCAAGAAGUGUUACUAAUCAAAGCGAUCCAUCUGCGUCGAGAGGCUAAUUCGAUGGAAACGCUUAAAGAAAUGGAAACAAAUAGAGUGAGAUACCGGUGCAUCAUAUUCUCAAUCUUAAUGGUGGUUCUCAUAGCUUCCGGGACUAUCUUUUUAACCACGGUUGAGCAAAUGGCGCUCGUCGACGCAUUCUAUUGCGUUUGUUCGACUAUCACAACUCUAGGUUACGGAGACAAAAGCUUCUCCACUCCAGCCGGGCGUAUAUUCGCUAUAUUUUGGAUAUUAACAAGCACUAUAUGUUUAGCCCAGUUGUUGUUUGCUUUUGCUGAGCUAUAUACAGAAAACAGACAAAGAUCACUUGUCAAAUGGGUUCUUACAAGAAGAACAACCGCGGCAGACCUCGAAGCAGCUGAUCUUGAUGACGAUGGCGUUGUGGGGGCUGCAGAAUUUUGUAUUUAUAAGCUAAAAGAGAUGGGCAAGAUCAAUCAAGAAGAUAUCUCCCUUAUUAUGGCCCAGUUCAAGAGUCUUGAUUAUGAUGAGUCAGGAACUUUGUCCCCAUCUGACAUUUUUCUUGCUCAAUCAAAAUAGGUAGGCCAGGCUUAUUGAAGGAGUGUAAUAAUGCAUUUCAGAUCUUCUUGUUGUUACAUAUACAUAUAUAUAUAUUUACCUUGUACUAAUAAAUCAUUCAACUCUUUCAUGUCUAACA